CCGCCCGCCCUAAGGAUGCGGCCGGGCCGCCACACGCCGGCUGCCGGCCCCGGCUUCCCCCUGGCCCCGGCCUCGGCCCCAAGCAAUCGACCGCCAGAUCGACUUAUCCCGCCUAGCCCUGGCUGCUCACUGGGCGCGCUAAUCCAUGUGUCGGUUGAUCGUCUCGCUCGGCCUGGGGAUAGGCGGGGCGGACGCCCGUCGCGCGGGUGCGGCGGGGGCCGGCGCCAUUUUGCAGGAAGAGGGGCGCCGGGCCUGUCGGCGAGAGGGAGCCUGCAGUCUGCCAUGGCCAAUGUGCUCUGUAACAGAGCAAGAUUGGUCACCUACCUACCAGGGUUUUAUUCCUUAGUCAAAAGAGUUGUAAAUCCCAAGGCUUUUUCUACAGCAGGUUCCUCUGGCUCAGAUGAGCCUCAUGUUGCUGCUACACCUCCUGAUUUAUGUCCAAGAACUGUAUGGCCAGAUGAGGUAAUGGGUCCAUUUGGUCCUCAGGACCAGAGAUUUCAGCUGCCUGGUAAUAUUGGUUUUGACUGUCACCUAAAUGGAACCGCUUCUCAGAAGAAAAGCCAAGUUUCAAAAAAUCUGCCUGAUAUAUUAGCAGAGCCUUCAGCAAGUGAAAGGCAUGAAUUUGUAAUGGCACAAUACAUAAACGAAUUUCAGGGUGCUGAUGUUCCACAGAAACAGCAAAUAAAUAAUGCUGAAACUUACUUUGAAAAUGCAAAGGUAGAAUGUGCAGUACAAGCUUGUCCUGAACUGUUACGAAAAGACUUUGAGUCACUGUUUCCAGAAGUGAAUGCCAACCGUUUAACGGUAUUAACUGUCACCCAGAAGACUAAAAAUGAUAUGACCGUAUGGAGUCAAGAAGUGGAGGAUGAGAGAGAAAUGCUGUUAGAAAACUUCAUUAAUGGUGCCAAGGAAAUUUGCUAUGCAAUUUGUUCUGAAGGCUAUUGGGCUGACUUCAUUGAUCCAUCCUCAGGACUGGCAUUUUUUGGACCUUACACAAACAACACUCUGUUUGAAACAGAUGAACGCUACCGCCACUUGGGAUUUUCCGUUGAUGAUCUUGGCUGCUGCAAAGUUAUUCGUCAUAACAUCUGGGGUACUCAUGUGGUUGUAGGAAGUAUUUUCACUAAUGCUGAACCUGACAGCCCUAUCAUGAGAAAACUAAGUGGAAAAUAGCAGUCAUCAGGGUUUCACAAGUUCUUAUGACCUUUGCAUUCUUUUACUUGAUGAUUCUCUCUAAGCAUUGUCAGGAAAUGCCACACUUUAAACUCUUCUUAGAUAAUAAAGUACCUCUUAUUUAUUUUAGUCUUUGAGUAUGUGUUCACCACACGUGACUUGGAAUAUUAAAUUGACAGCAUUCAAACAGAUACCUUUAUGUGCCACAUUAAUUUUAAGCUGUGAGUUUCCUUCAUCUUGAAUGAGUUCAAACAUACACGUACAUAGCUAUCUCUCUAUUCUUUUUUAAUAUUAUCUCACAAGCCGUGCUUCCUAACCAUUUUAUCUUUCAAUGUCUGACAAAUCUGUGCUCUUAGUAUUAAAAAUCCUGAUGCCACUGCAGUUUCUAGUAAUUUUGCCAUUUACUGAAAUGAAUAAGUGGCAAAAAAAGUGGAAUAAGUAAUAAAAUUGUUCUCCCAGAAUAUAGAACUUAAUAAAACCUUCAGAAGUUAA
This is a messenger RNA of Falco peregrinus (peregrine falcon), 1665 nucleotides long. RefSeq names its product metabolism of cobalamin associated D (gene MMADHC). NCBI's taxonomy places the organism in Eukaryota, Metazoa, Chordata, Aves, Falconiformes, Falconidae. The transcript has 8 exons. Gene Ontology annotation, biological process: cobalamin metabolic process. The coding region runs from base 16 to 1173 and encodes 385 amino acids. The record is from RefSeq and is a predicted model, not a curated record. Gene Ontology annotation, cellular component: mitochondrion.